UGGAUUCAUAGCAGUCGACCUUGCUUGUCCUUAAAUGGUGAACUACCAAACGUGGCAGCAUCAGCCCUGACUUUUAUCUCAUUAACAUUGGCGGAGACUCCAUGGAGUCGUCAUCCGCCUUUGGAAAAUGGGCGCCAAAGAGUUGAAAAUGUUUUUGCUUUUUGCGUUUCGGUUAGUUUAUGCGAAGGCCUCCCGUUUGCCCUUACUAAGUCUUUACCUUUCUCUGUUCCCUAAGAGAAAGAGAGAAAAGGGAAUAAGUCAAGAUUUCAUCAAAAACAAAACAAAACAAAACAAAAAUAAUCAAACAAAACAAAAACAAAAAAAUCAAACAAAACAAAACAAAACAAAAAAAAAACAAAUUUCCAAAUUUUGGGCGUUUAGCCAAUAAAAUUGGAUUUUACACAUCACAUGAAUCCAGAUUGAUUAAAUCGAAAAAAGUAACCAAUUCAACGCAAGGUAAAAACGAUCGAGGAUAGCAUUUGGAGUAAGAAUUCUCGCGAGGUACAAAACACAAAUAUUAUUUGCAACAUAAUCCUCACGAGUCAUGAGUGUGAGUCAUAUGAAGGUCUAGUUUUGACAAGUUUAGGACACCCUCCUGUAGACCUGGUUAUUUGGUUACUUUUCGCACGAAAGUUUUUGAAAGCUUUUGAAGCCUGUCUGCAUCAUGUUCCUAUGUUUUCAUUUAACCGCCACCGAUGGCCUGGCGAAGGCCAGUUCUUAUAAAUGUUGUUUCAUUGGAAAACGGCGUCUCUGAACGCAGAUGAGAGAAAUAGUGUUAGAACCUUUAGUGAUUAAAAGUAUGCGGCGCCAUAGCGUUGACUGCUUAGGGGUUAGCAUUCUGCCUAUCUCGGCAACACACUUAUCUGUUGUCCGACAGGAAAUGGAUAAAAUAAGCAUUCUUUUGCUUUGGUUCAAUUCAUGCUGUAUCAUUCAGCCAAAGAAAUGGCGUCGUCAGAUUUUCAUGACAUACGACAAAACCUUUUAAGCAUCCUGUCUCGCCUGGAAGUUCAAGCUGUUUCUGUACCAUCUUUUCAUUCGCUUUAUACAACUUCAUUGCCAAAGUGUCCACAUCUGGCAGUUCAUGGUGUUUUCAGUCGGAGCUAUUUCGGCCUUCAAAGGGGUAAGUUUGCUGCUGUGAAGCGAUGCCGGAAUAUCUUAACCGGAGAACAAUUUGCUGCCAAGGUCAUACGAAAAAGACGUCGAGGUGGUGGACUGACACCUGAGUCCUUGCAUGAAGCAGCAACCUUGGACUUGUGCCGCUCGUGUCCACACAUUGUUCGGCUAGAACAAGUGUAUGACACACCCGGAGAGACUGUCCUCAUUUUACAAUUAGCAACGGGAGGAGAACUGCAAAGUGUGCUAGAUCGCGACGAAAUACCGGAGGAAAAAGAUGUUAUCCGAUUCCUUCGUCAAGUUUUGAGUGGACUAUUAUUUCUUCAUCAAUACGAUAUAGCACAUUUGGAUUUGAAGCCACAAAAUUUACUAUUAACCGGACCAUUCCCUGAAUGUGAUAUAAAACUGUGUGACUUUGGCAUCGCGAGGCAUAUCGCCCGUGGAGCGGAUGUUCGCGAAAUUCUAGGAACUCCUGACUAUGUUGCUCCGGAAAUAUUGAACUAUGAACCCAUCAGCUUGGCAACAGAUAUGUGGUCAGUUGGCGUUCUGGCGUACGUAUUGCUCACCGGUUGCACGCCAUUUGGCGGCGAAACCAAGCAGGAAACUUUCUGUAAUAUCACGCGAUGCCAACUGGAAUUUCCUAGUGAUCUUUUCGAUGAUGUUUCUGCAACAGCCAUUGAUUUCAUUUCCAGUCUUCUCACCCAGGACCCCAGUAUGCGGCUGACUGCUCAACGAUGCCUUGAUCAUCCUUGGUUAUGUGUCGGCUCUUCCAUCGAUAAAAUCCCGUCAUUCCUGCAGUUUUGCGAAGAUUCUUCCACGCUGUCGUGUAACAGCACGAUCGUACCCGAUGAUGAGGAUCUCGGAGACGAUCAAACGGAUGCGGGUAGCGUGUUUCAAGACACGUUGGACGAAACGGUUGUGGAUGGCCAAUCGGAUCCCCAAGCUGGAGUUGGUUCUCCCGCUAAUGCAGUGCCUUUGGCUACGGCCUCUACAAAGCUAGUCGCUCUUCCCACGCGUACUGAUAUAAAUAAGCCGCAACUUUGCGCAGUGUCCGAGGACUCGUGUUUCACUAGUUUCCCCAUUAGUCGACGAGGGAAUUCGUUGCCAUUUCGUUUGCGGGCGCCAACGAACCGUAGAGAAACGUCGUGCGAUCGGACUAGCGAUUUAGGUUACGGCAGUGACGGGGUCAGCGAAAUCUCUUCGGCUGAUUCCUCAAGUGACCGUUCCAGCAUCAUAUCGUUGGAUGACACACCAUCGGAGUGGACUCAACCUGCAUUGCGUCGAUAUUCCGAUACUUCACAUGCAGCUCAACGUCUAUGGCGUCGCACGUGGGAACGUUUCCUUCCCGCCACGGCUGGAACAUGUGCUGGUCUUCCUCGGCAUCUCUUUAGUCAAGACUGUGAACAUCACGCUGCGUCGAACGAUCAAGAAGCCGCCAAUUAUCGACCGUGGGAGAGAGUGUGUACGGGAAGCCGCGCCCGUGCUUUGGAGCGUUUUAAUACUUCACCUCCAAGUAGCACAGUGGAUCUUUCAAAAUCAUUACAUUCGCUGUCAUCUUCGCUGUCUGUCCGACCGGCAAUAAAGGUGCCCGAAGUCCGAACCCGGUUGCUGAAAGGCCCCACCUGUACUGUCAAAUCCUCGCCUUUGCCGACUAAAGCCUCUCUUGUUCUUUUAGACAAAGCAGAGACUGUCAGAUCUCGCGUGGUCAAGUUUCAGUCGGUUACCAACAGUCCUACCACGUCUUAGAACGUUAGCGUAACUGUUUGCCAUGGCAAUCAAGAAUUUCCUUCCGUUUUCCAUAUCCGUGCUCCCUGCCCUUGUCGUCAUAACUAAGUCGGCCAGAACUCACCUAGCUUUAAAAGAUCUAAGCAAGAAAGAAGUUCACAUCUAUUCCAUUAUUUUUUCCCUCUUUGCUUUAUUUAAUUCCAAACUUCGUCAACAAUGUCAAAGGUAACUCCCUCACCGAAAAAGAAAAAAAAAAUGUGUAACUAGUCACUCUUGCACUAGAGGCAUUCAUACAUUGUCGCACACACGUCCUGCUAUUGUUGAACAGAACGCUUCUCCGUUCCCGUUUUGUAUUAUCCGCCUGCCGUCUAGGCCGUAGACAUAUUUCUUAAUAUAAUAACUAACGACAGUGCCUGUAAACAAAUUGAUUUUGCUUUGUGUGUCAAGGAAGAUGAAAAUGCCAUGGUGAGAACCAAGUCGCAAGUUGACGUUGGAAAAGGUGUUCAUUUCCACAUCCUGAAUUGCCGUGUUUCAAGUUAUUUCUGCGUCACUUUCGGCGAUUUGUACAAGAGCCCGAGUCACCCAGUAUCAUUCCGACUUGUAGAUAACUUCAAAAGCUUUGCCUUUUAAAGGUCUUAAAUCUAAAUAACGUUUUGUUUACCUAAACGGAAAGUACCCGAUUGCCCAGCAUUUUGCUCAGCCAUAAAUAUAGUUUCCCUGGAUAUCUAAUUUUCAAUCUGAAAAGUUGCCGCUUUCGGCCGCGUAACUUAAUUUUGGAAACGCAGCAUAAGCAAAGUGAGGUAAACGUUAAUCAGCAAUGCUGGAAAGGCCCAGUAACUGUGUGGUUUUGUUGGUUGAAAUGAAGUCGAGCAAUACAUUGUAAUUCGCACCCGGA
Messenger RNA from Daphnia magna, 3733 nucleotides. Its product is annotated as death-associated protein kinase related. Lineage: Eukaryota; Metazoa; Arthropoda; Branchiopoda; Diplostraca; Daphniidae. The transcript is spliced from 8 exons. Gene Ontology annotation, cellular component: nucleus. Gene Ontology annotation, biological process: intracellular signal transduction; protein phosphorylation; positive regulation of apoptotic process. Bases 919 to 2859 code for a protein of 646 amino acids. The record is from RefSeq and is a predicted model, not a curated record. Gene Ontology annotation, molecular function: protein serine/threonine kinase activity; ATP binding.